Molecule: messenger RNA, 706 nt
Organism: Daktulosphaira vitifoliae (grape phylloxera)
Lineage: Eukaryota; Metazoa; Arthropoda; Insecta; Hemiptera; Phylloxeridae
Exons: 1
Coding region: 20-706 (228 amino acids)
Source: RefSeq, a predicted model, not a curated record
CUACCGGGUCCGCCGUAACAUGAUCAGCUCAGUAACGACGGUAGCAAAAACAAUUUUUGAUUCAAGUCACAUGUUAAACACUGAAUUCAUCUUUGGCAAAAUAAUAGAUUUUGCAAAGUCCAAAUUGACCGCCACCAGUAUAUUAGAAAAAAAAAUGCGGUUAUUCCAAACGACAAUCUCUGAUAUCAAUAACAUGACCAAGCACAUUAAUGAAGCUCAAGUCGAAAUCGAAAAAAAUAUUCAAUAUCUUAAUAACCAAGUCAUAAAGAAUUCUCAAACUAUCAACAGUCUAAUCACGAAAACAGCUUUGUUAGAGCAAUCAACGUUAUUCCAAAUCCUUCUAAAUCAGUACGCGUACGAAACGCAAAAUAUUGUUUCUAUUAUCAACUCUGCUAUCCAUGGCAAAAUUCACACCACAGUUUUGCCUCCUAACAAGUUACUAUCUCAGCUACGGGAAAUACAGCUAGAACUUCCCGCUGGCAAUCAACUUCCGUUAGAAAUUAAUAUACAAAAUAUUCCUGAACUCCUUUCAAUCUCUUCUACAUCCAUAAUUUAUAGAGAUAACUUUCUCAUUUUUAUAUUGCAAUGUCCAAUAGUUAAAAUCGAUGAAUAUAAUCUCUAUCACACGAUACCUUUACCAUUCUAUUUUGAAAACAAUAAUGUUGAUCUAGUAAAAUNUAUUUUGAAAACAAUAAUGUUGUUCUAG